Molecule: messenger RNA, 1586 nt
Organism: Halichondria panicea
Lineage: Eukaryota; Metazoa; Porifera; Demospongiae; Suberitida; Halichondriidae
Exons: 4
Coding region: 75-1016 (313 amino acids)
Source: RefSeq, a predicted model, not a curated record
AUUAGAACGAAAGUCAGUACAACUAUUUAUCACAUCUAUCUAAAUAAACUUGGCUAUCUGACCACAGCCCAAAGAUGAGAAUCACUCCAGCAUACGUGAACCACAAGAAGCCCACGCAACAGUCCUUCACAAGCUCUAAGAUGUCUUCUCUCUGCAUCUUUAUGGUGCUACUCUCUGCAAGUCUACCUCAGCUGUCUGCAGCUAAUGCCAACAGAGUUCGCUAUGAUACUCUCGGAACAAAGAGCUAUACUGGUCGUGACUGCACUGAGGAGUGGUGUGGAGAGCAAUGGAAGUCCAACAGAAUACUCUACUACAAUCUGACGCUGAACUCCACCCUUGUUGUGGAGAACCGAACUGACAUAUCCACCCAUCAUAUGUGUGAGAAUGGAGUGACACUUAGCAGUGACUGCAAACAGACCGAGUCAGUAGAGACCACAGAGCUAACUUCAGUUCGCAAGGUUUCCCUUCACAGGACUUCAGAAGACCCCAUCAAAAUCGUCACUGAUUCCCCAGAACUGGACCAUCACUAUCUCUUGUCAGAUAAUAUGGAACUUGCAAAAGGAGGACCAACACUAAUCUCUGAUCUCUACCCAGCAAACCAGACCAAAAUCUGGCAAGUCAAAAUCCCCAAGAAGUGCAAAAUGUUCGUGUCCUUCCUUCAUUUCAAUAUCGAAAGCUCGGAUAAGUGUGAGCACGAUUACUUCAGUGUGCAGACGAGCAAAGACCCCAACGAGGUUGUUGUAUUCUGCAACAGUUUGCAAAACAUUGACAUCCGAUACAGAAGAAGAGUCCAGUUCACUCUACACUCAGAUCAUGCCAGUAAUAACGGACAACUCGCUGCCUCGGUAUGUCUGAGCAAAAUGGACUCCGAGAAGACAAAAUGCGAUUGUUUUGAGUCAACAAGACGGAAAAGAUCAGCUCAAAAAUUGUCUGCUGAUAAUGACAGACAACUGACUAUGGACAGAAGACUAGAAGCUUUGGAGAGACUCCGAAACAGAAGAAUCAACUCCUCCUAGCUCUUGAGCUUAUGGAGAAAUGUAAUUCAACCAACUUCUAUUUAGGUAAAAAAACUAUUCGUGUCUCAUUGUUUCUUAGGGAUGAUUAAAAGAGCAGUUUUAUCACAGUCAAAACAGAGUAUAAUAUAUAUAUAUAUCAAUCCCAACAUCUUUUUAAUUUCAAUCAGUAUUAUACCCUAUCAUUCUUUCUCAGUGUUUGCUUACAAUCAAUAAGCAUCACUUCGUCUCGUUUUGGAAGUGUGAACUUCUAUCUCAUGUGAGCACUUUGCUCUCUUGUUGUAACUGUCCUCUGAUCACCUCCAUUCAAAGCUUAUCACUUUGUACACAGUUAAUUAGCACCAUGUUGCCAUACCUAGUAUGGGUUAUGAUUGGCUUAUACCUCUAUACAUGUCAUCAGCUCAAGAUACUGUCUUGUAAAUCAUGUGUUUGCAGUUUUAUCAUUACACCGAUUAUUGUUUUAAUUCUUCUUGUGACUUGUUAUGUUUAUAUUUAUGGUGCUGAGCGCCUAUUUUGAAAAUGAUGCACAUUGUACAAUUUCAAGUUGACCAUAUCAAUUUUCUCAAUCUAAAA